Physcomitrium patens is the source of this 5034-nucleotide messenger RNA. RefSeq lists its product as uncharacterized. Gene Ontology annotation, molecular function: microtubule minus-end binding; gamma-tubulin binding. Gene Ontology annotation, cellular component: spindle pole; microtubule organizing center; gamma-tubulin complex. Gene Ontology annotation, biological process: meiotic cell cycle; spindle assembly; mitotic cell cycle. The record is from RefSeq and is a predicted model, not a curated record. NCBI's taxonomy places the organism in Eukaryota, Viridiplantae, Streptophyta, Bryopsida, Funariales, Funariaceae.
UGUUUACGACUGCGAGCAUUUCUUCCUGCGAGAUGAUACGUAUUUCAUUUUCGUUGUGUUAAGUCGACGAGCAUCCGCCAUUGCCAGUCCCAACGCUGCAAUAGCAACACUGCGUCGUCUCCACAACCUCAGCUCCGCGCACAGUUUGCUACCAAGCUCUAGAAUGGGACGAUUGCUAUCCAGCGAUCGCGUAUCUCAUUUACCACACGCGACAUCGUUGGCGAUUCCUCAAUUUCUUUCACAGCAGUAGCAUUAGCUAGGGUUGUUCGUUUUGCUCUUUCUUUUGCCAUGGCCGUGGAUUUGUAGUUGCUACUUCUCUCUCUCUCUCUCUCUCUUUUUUUUUUUUUUUUUUUUUUUUUUUCUGUUCUUGUGUUGCCAUGGACGUCGACUUCGAAUGCCGCAACUACAGGUUGCGCAUGGGUUUGCCCGAACUCUCUCAGCCUUUCUUUGGCUCUUGGCUUUCUCCCGAUUCGGCUUCGUCUGAUUUUACUUCAGCAUCAGUUUCGCCUUCCUUCCCCUUCGAUCUCGAUUCCGCUCCUUCGUGCUACUCUUAUUCACUCCCGCUAUUGCCUGUACCCGCGGAUUCCAACACCAAUGAGUCGCACACUGCCAUCGAAACCGAUACUCUGUGUCAUAGAAACCAAAUCGAGACUCAAAAUAGCGGCAAUUCCCACAAUCAUGAAGAUCGAGGUCAGGAAUUUGAAUGUCGGAGUGAGAAUUCAGAAAUCGAUAUUUCGAACCUUUGGCUCCAGGCGGGGAGUUUUAGCGAAGGUCGGCCAAGGCAAUCGGAUUGGGAAGUCACUCACUUGCGUGAGGAAAGGCUUGGAACCAAGACUUCUCUUGCAAUUGCCGGAAAGAUCGAAUGUGGAAGUGAGACCAGGGAAAACACAGAUGUUAUUUUUAAUCCUUCCAACGUUGAAAAAGAGGAAUCGUCAUCCGCACAUUAUAACUUCGAUUCAAUCCAGGAGUCGGACUUGGUGAGAGCUGCCCUUCGUGCCUUGCAAGGGGUUCCUACUGCGGUGAGCUGGCUAGAGCAACUUGCUGCGGCUUUCUCCUCGACAGCAGCAGACAGAAGCUCGGAGAGAUUCACAUCACUUUGGACACGGUCAUCAAGCUCGUGUUCACUCAGCAAAGUUCUAACAGAAUUUGCUAAGGCUGGACGUGUUGCUUGCCAGCUAGAUUUUUUCACCAGCUUUUUUUUGAAUCAGCAGGCGGAUCAACACAUGGAUGGGAGAAAUGGAACGCAGAAUCCACUUGCCGGGGAUUCCAGCAGGAAAAAACGUAAGCGUCAAAAUUUUAUGACAGAGAGAAAUAGUGAUUCACUUUUGAACACUCCAUCAGAAAUAUGGGAGGAUGUAGGAGGGCCGAAUGUUUCAUCUCACUGUCAUACCAAUCAAGCUUUCGCGGCAGCUGUGAAAACUUUUAUGCAAGGCCAUUUAGCUUCGCUUGAUAUGAUAGGAGCAUCUGUCAAGAAUCGGCGAUGGAAUGCAUCGGGUGGGUCGAGUGUACAUAUGUCAAAGGCUGGGAAUGGAGAAGCAGGGCUUGUCUUCGGUUUUGGUUGUGGUGAUGUUACUCUGUUGGAGUUAUUCCUUCACUCACACAAGCAACGAGAGCAGUUGCAGGCUCUUGCAGCAUUGUGCAGGAUUAAUGAAGGAGCCUCUUUAGAUAGGUCUUCUGAAAACAUUUGGAACGAAACUAGGGUUGUGAAUGACUUGGCGUUUGAGAUGGAAACUCAUUUAUUUAGUGCCUCCAGAAAUGCUUUCAAAGAAUUUCCACGCGGAGCAGAAUUGCUGAGUUACCUUUUCAACAAGCUUUUGGUUGCUGACACACUCCACUUGGAGCUUACGCGGUUUUUGUUCGAGCGGGCAUGUCAGCCUUACAUAGUGUUUAUACGUUCCUGGCUGUACCUUGCUUCUGUGCAAGACCCUUUUGGUGAAUUUUUUGUAAAGGCGCUCCCUUCAACAGCUUUAAAGAAGACUUUAGGGAAAUCAUUUGAACAGGAUGCUCUGUUAUCAUAUCAGGUUUCUAAAGGAGUGAAAGUACCAUGUUUUUUGGAAGAAGUCUGCACACCCUUGCUACGAGCUGGGCAACAACUCCAAGUUUUAUCCAAGCUUCUUGAUAUCCCGUCUGCCUCAAAGAUAGUUGAUUCCCCAUUUGAAUCAUCAGGCAGGCUUCAAGACACUUCGUUAGCCUCCUCGAGUUGGGCUGAUACCCGAAUUGAUAAGGGUACUAUUGACCGCCUGAUGCCUAUUUCCAGCAAAAAGGGAAGACAGGGUAAUGCUCAACAGCCGAAGAGGUCCAGUAAAAUUUUUGAAGGGUUUUACGAUGCUUCUCUUGUUGGAGUGGUUGAAUUUCGUCCACCUCAGCAAGAAACAGAAAGCUUCCGAGAAGCAAGAUCAUCAAGUCGAUUCUGGCUUACCGCUGCAGAAGAUAGGUCUGAACAAAAGCCCUGGACUACGAAGAAAAAGCAAGAGGUCAAUGUCGACAUCUAUCAGGGGUGUAUGGCAAGGGCUGCUUUGUGGAGAGCAGAAACUGUAGAUGAGAUUCCAGGCGGUUCUUCAUCAAGUCCAGAAAGCACACAGUCUCUUAUGCUGACACCUAGUUUAUUGACAGAUGUAAAUAAGCAGGCUCAUGUGGGCCAGUUCUUGAAAUCCAGACCACUAAAUCAAGUUUGUUUGAAGCCUGAACAUGAUGCCUCGUACAUUUCGGAAUUUCAAAGGGGCACAAGCUGGCCUGUUCUAGGCCUUCCCAAAAACCCUUUCCGUUGUUGCAGAGAUGAAGGAGAUAACUCUUUAAGCUACGUUUAUACUAUUUUUCCUGAUAACAAUGGCUGUUGGGAUGUGAACGUACACUGGAGGGAUCCUUACUCUGUCGCCAGGGUACAGGCAGAACAAGAGUGUCAUUCAUCAGAAUCGCAGUUUGUAUCAGACGACCAGAAAGUUGACGGCGAUCACCCUUUUUGGUUGAAAAAUUUGGAAGAUUAUUUGAGCACACAGCUUACGCAGGGGUUAGACGAGCAGAUUUUUCAGGCAGAUUAUGACAGUCUAGGGUAUCAGCUUGAGAAAGAGGAUGAUCACCAAAGUGCCUAUAGUUUUGAUUUUCAGCCAGGCGGUUGCAGUGUGAGUAUGCAGAGACCUAAUAUACCGCAACGAAAUAUAGGGAGGCGUCUGCAACCGAAUUCUUUUCAGCUCUUAUCUUCUGCUGAAGGCGAUGUUUUCGGGAAUCAUAUAUAUUUUUCGAAAAUUGGUCUUUUGGAGGCCGAAGAUGGAGAGAGCUUGGUGACUCUGAAAGUGGAUGCACUGAAUCCUACGCCUGUAUUGGGCUCCGAGGUGUCAGGCCUUGAUGGAGUAAAACCAUCGUCGAAGGAACGACCUCCCGAAGGUGCGCAAAUCAUUCCAGGUGCGAGUCAUGCAGGACCUGGAUCCAAGUGGGAAUCCUAUCUUCAAUCCGAAUACCAGCAAGUUAUGGGUAUGGGAGUUUUUUCCCACGCUCCUUCAUUCGAAGAGGAUGAAGAUGAUGCCGAGGAGAUUCCUCUCUCUGUUGCAGUCAAGCUCUGGAUAGAGGAAGAGAUUUUGAACCAAUACAAGCGCACAAGUACGUUGACAAUACGACUCCUCCAGGAGAGCUUGCAUCUUCAAGAUCACUUCAGCGCUCUUCGGCGAUAUCAUUUUAUGGAGAGAGGCGAUUGGGCCGAGUAUUUCUUAGGUGCACUUUGUAAAUAUGAAUGGAAUCGUAUAGGUGGUGAACCACAGUUACUGGAGGUACAAAGUAUGUUGCGAACUGCUUUGCAGAAUUCAUCAUGUGAUGGAGAUGAGUUUGCAGAUAGACUCUUUAUUGUGCAGAGCGGGUUUGAUGUCUACAAUCAGGGCUUGCGGAAUCCGUUUUUAGCAUUCUCCAAGCACCAUCAUACUCUUGGCACAUUUGUGGAUUGUAACAAAAUUGAAGCAUUCGACUUCAUAAAAGUGGGGUACAAGGUAGAAUGGCCACUAUGUUUAAUCAUCACGCCAAGUGCUGUAAGUCGAUACAGUUCGAUCUUCACAUUUCUGUUGCGCAUGAAAUUCACAAUUUCUGCUCUAGCUGACGUGUGGCGCAACCUUCAGGUAAUAGGUAGCUCCCUCAACAAGGCCAGACGGUCCUCAGAUUAUCAAGCACAAAAUAAGAAGUUUCGAGCUCUCCAACUUUUUAGGCAACAGAUCGGACAUGUUGUGACUACUUUACAACGCUUCACAGAGUCUCAAAUCCUUCAUUCUAUUUGGAGCAAAUUUCUUUACUCUGUUGAAAAUGAGGUUAAUGAUAUUCAGGACUUGGAGAAGGUGCACUCAGUUUACCUAAAUGAUGCCUAUCAUCAGUGCUUUUUAUCGAAGGAUAUGGAAGACGCGAAAACUUGCAUUGACGUUAUCAUGCAAUGCACUUUGGAUUUUCGCAAUACUUUGAUUUCAGCCAAUCUCGACCGCAGCGGAGACUCUGUGCCAGUUAACGAUGAUGUAUUUCACAAGGUGCUUGAAGUUAAAUCUGUAUUCGAAGUGCAUGUACGAAAACUGUAUUCUUAUCGACGAAGGUCUGAGCCACAGUACAGUAUAUUGUUGUCGGAUUUUUGGAUGUGUCUUAAUUACAAUGGCUGUUUCAAUCCAUCUGAGCUGGCAAGACGGUGAAGUAGAGUUGACGUUUUCGAAUUUUACAAUGCUCAAGUAAGCUUCAAUCGCAUCAAAGUGGCAGAGUAUCUUAUAUGUGAUUUAAUCAUGUAUUCCACUUUGAAUGCUCCCUUCAGGACUCGUAAUAGCAAUUUCCUUGUUGGGUCCGGGGUUUAUGGCAACAAGCAGCCAUCAGCAAAACAAUAUUCAUGUUUUAAUUGUUAUGAUAGUUAUGAAACAGACCUGGCAGUAGCUAAUCUUGUGUGUGGGAGCUUAUUUAUCAUGACACUCAAAAGGAAUUUCUAGGAUGCGCUCGCGCAGAGGUUUCAGCAAAUGUGUAAUCAAUGUCUCAAUUCUGCUUGGGAUGUAGUAUUCUCUAACCUUGAGAACUCGUUGAACGGAA